AAGCACAUUGCAACCUGAGUUUCUGUCUGCCCCUUUGUCUCUGCUCUUAGAAACCUUUGAAAAGGAAAAAAAGAGAGGAGAGGCAAAAUGGAUUCCAGAUUCAACAAAACCCUCCUCCUCACUGUGUCUCUCUCAUGUCUCCUCCUCUCCUGCAACGCAACCCGCGUUCUCACCAUCCCUCCCAUCGGUGCCCCAGCCCAAUCAAAGGCCACGGCCUCCGCCCUGGUUGGCAGCCUCUUCUCUGUCGCAAGCGCCACCAACAAAAUCAACCCUGUGAUCACCGGAUUUUGCUCCGGAACAGAGAGCCCUGCCCUCUGCGCCAAAACUCUAGCCCCACUUUUGCUUCAAGGUGCUUUCGACCCCUUAAAGGCUCUUGAGACGGAAAUUGAAGCCACCAUGAAGCAGGCUCAGACCGUCACCGGUAUCAUCCUUAAGAAGCUUGCUGACCACAACACCCCAAAAGCGGCCCUUGACGCCCUCCACAUCUGCAAGGACCAGUACAGUGAUAUCUUGGACACCAUCAAGGAAGCUUUGGAGUUGAUUCCCCAGCACAAUGUGGUGGAUGCUUACUACAAGUUCAGCUCUGUGAUUUCAAACAAGUGUACCUGUGAUGAUGCUUUCACAGAGUCUCCUGGAGUUGAGAAUCCUUUGGUUAAUGAAUCACUCACUUUGUUCCAGUUGGGUGGGAAUUGCCUUGCCAUCAUGGACGCGCUUGUUAACCACAGCAGGUUGUAAAUUUGAAUGCGUGAGAGAGUGUGGAAGGUGGUGACCGGUGAAGUGAUCAUUAUUAUGUAACCAUGUUUUGUACACUUUUACUUGUGUAAGGUUGUCCAUGCAUGUAUGGUUUAUGAUACUGUUAUCCUCACCAGAGAUUUGAAGAUUACUUGAUUAUUAUAAAUAUUACCUUUACUAA
This is a messenger RNA of Lotus japonicus, 913 nucleotides long. RefSeq lists its product as uncharacterized. The coding region runs from base 88 to 735 and encodes 215 amino acids. Lineage: Eukaryota; Viridiplantae; Streptophyta; Magnoliopsida; Fabales; Fabaceae. The transcript has a single exon. The record is from RefSeq and is a predicted model, not a curated record. Gene Ontology annotation, molecular function: enzyme inhibitor activity.